Molecule: messenger RNA, 241 nt
Organism: Acanthoscelides obtectus
Lineage: Eukaryota; Metazoa; Arthropoda; Insecta; Coleoptera; Chrysomelidae
Source: the annotation of a GenBank genome assembly
GAACAGAUUAUGCUCGUGUUUGGUUUAUUUUCAGGUUAAUUAUGAACCAGGAUGUGUGCGGAAAUGUGAUGUUUCAUAUCAGCGUACGAUUACCAGAAAAAUGUUGCACGGUUUCGGAGAUCGUUGCAUGCUACUUCAAAGAAUAGAUCGUCUCUAAAAAUGAAAACAUUCAACGGAAAAACUCAAGGUGCAGCAGCAUAAAGUCCUUCUUCAAGAUGCAUUUGUACAUGGCCAAUAUACA